Trichosurus vulpecula (common brushtail) is the source of this 8975-nucleotide messenger RNA. RefSeq names its product ras responsive element binding protein 1 (gene RREB1). Gene Ontology annotation, cellular component: nucleus. Lineage: Eukaryota; Metazoa; Chordata; Mammalia; Diprotodontia; Phalangeridae. The record is from RefSeq and is a predicted model, not a curated record. Gene Ontology annotation, molecular function: DNA-binding transcription activator activity, RNA polymerase II-specific; RNA polymerase II cis-regulatory region sequence-specific DNA binding. Gene Ontology annotation, biological process: regulation of transcription by RNA polymerase II. Bases 516 to 5798 code for a protein of 1760 amino acids. The transcript is spliced from 13 exons.
UUGCCCAUCUUCCUCCUUCUGGGAGAAGAGGAAGAAGGGAAGUUAUUGUGGAGUUGAUGAACUUUGCACAUCCAGAAACGCCAUUUUGAUUCCUUUUCCGGAACAACUUUGCAUCUCUCCUUUUUUUUUCCUCUCACUCUCUCUCUCUCGCUAAAGCCCAUCAGUCACCAUUAAAUCAUGUCUCGGCGCAAACAGCUCUGCCCAGUAGAGUCGCUAACCGUUGCCCUUUCUCUGUGCUCCAACCUUUGUGGCAUUGAGGUGUGACACUGUCCAUCAGCUCCUCUCCUACUGCAUCCAGCUAGUGUUAGCUCUUCAGUGAGGUUGGCUGGUUCAAUCAAAAGCAAGAAGAUAAAAGUAUUAGUGGUUCUGAGAGUGAGGAAGAAACUGAGAUAAACAAAUACAUUAGCCUGCCACUUUCAGUGGAAGGUAGCUUUCAAAGAAGAAAAUCUUGUCGUACAUCAGUUGGAGAAGAUGAAGAUCCAGCAAAAAGAAGCCUCAGCUUAAACUGUAGCCCUAUGACGUCAAAGUCACCCAUCAGCUUAGAAGGUUCAGAUUUAUCUUCCAUCAAUACCAUGAUGUCCGCAGUAAUGAGUGUGGGGAAGAUUGCAGAGAAUGGCGGCAACUCACAGGCCAUCAAAUCCCCAACAAAGUCAUCAGGACCGAAUCGGAUUGGCAGGAGGAACCAGGAAACUAAAGAGGAAAAGUCUUCCUAUACUUGUCCCUUGUGUGAAAAGAUUUGCACAACUCAGCAUCAGCUAACUAUGCACAUUCGUCAGCAUAACACAGACACUGGAGGGACAGACCAUUCCUGUAGCAUCUGUGGAAAGUCUCUGAGCUCCGCAAGCUCCUUGGAUCGCCACAUGCUGGUACAUUCUGGUGAAAGGCCUUACAAAUGUUCGGUUUGUGGACAGUCCUUUACGACCAAUGGAAAUAUGCACAGACAUAUGAAGAUUCAUGAGAAGGAUCCCAACAGUACCACGACCACAACACCCCCAUCCCCACUGAAACGCAGGCGGAUGACCUCCAAAAGGAAACUAAGUCAGGAAGCUGACUCGGAGAAAGAAGAGCUAACACCUGCCAAGAAGGUGGUAGAGGAUUCUCUAUCAGGUGAUGCAGAGAAGAAAACAGAUGAAGUUUUUCACUGCCCAGUGUGUUUCAAGGAAUUUGUUUGCAAGUAUGGCUUGGAGACUCACAUGGAGACCCAUCCCGAUAACUCCCUGAGGUGUGACAUUUGUUGCAUUACCUUCCGCACGCAUCGGGGAUUGCUGCGUCAUAAUGCAGUUAUCCACAAGCAAUUUCCAAGAGACCCGACGGGAAAGCCUUUUAUUCAGAACAAUCCUUCGAUUCCUGCUGGCUUCCAUGAUUUAGGAUUCACUGACUUCUCUUGUAGGAAAUUUCCUCGCAUUUCUCAGGUCUGGUGUGAAACAAAUUUGCGAAGAUGCAUCAGUGAAUUUCAUCGUUUUAUUUGUGAGACCUGCAAUAAGGCCUUCCCCAUGCUUAAUGCACUCAAACUACACACACAGACCCAUGUAGUAGGGGAUCAGGGGAGCGAAAAGCACAGAUUACAGUCAAAAUCCUCGACUGAUGAAAGCCCUGACCAGAAAGCCUUCAUGGCAGCCUUGGGCCUCCAGUCCACCAAAGACCUCCAGCCUACCCCCCAGGAGGAUCCCGUGCUGGAUGACAACCAAGCAAUACAGCUCGAAACCCUGAAGAGCGGCCUACCUCAGGAGCCCGGCAGCACCAGCUUGCUCACGUUGUCCCCUCUUGGUGCAGCUUCCCUGGGAGGUUCCCUCACGGUCCUCCCUCCAACCAAGGAAAACAUGAAGCAUCUAUCCCUUCAACCCUUCCAGAAGGGAUUCGUCAUCCAGCCUGACAGUAGUAUUGUUGUCAAACCCAUUUCCAGUGAAUCUGCCAUUGAGCUGGCAGACAUUCAGCAAAUCCUGAAGAUGGCAUCCUCAGUUCCUCCCCAGAUUAGUCUUCCACCACUCUCUAAGGCCCCUGCUGCCCCCAUGCAGUCUAUUUUCAAACACAUGCCCCCACUGAAGCCAAAGCCCCUGGUCACUCCUCGGACAGUUGUUGCCACCUCUACCCCCCCACCCCUGAUCAGCGCCCAGCAGGCCUCACCAGGCUGUAUCAGCCCUAGCCUUCCCCCUCCACCAUUGAGGCUGAUCAAAAACUCUGUGGAAGCGGCCUCCAACUCCCACCUGCUGCAGUCCAAGUCUGGGGCCAAGCUGAGUCCGUCAACACAGCUCUUCCUACAGCCUCGGGGAGAGGCAUCGGGUCAGCCAGAGAUGAAGACUCAGCUAGAGCAGGACAGCAUCAUCGAGGCCCUGCUGCCCUUGAACAUGGAGGCCAAAAUCAAGCAAGAAGUGACUGAAGGGGAACUCAAGGCCAUCAUUGCUGGAGCAGCCAGCAAGAAGACACAAGCCAUGCGCAAGGUCCUUUACCCCUGCCGCUUCUGCGACCAAGUGUUUGCCUUCUCGGGCGUCCUACGUGCUCAUGUCCGCUCCCAUCUGGGCAUCUCCCCUUAUCAGUGUAACAUCUGUGACUACAUCGCUGCUGACAAAGCUGCCCUCAUCCGGCACCUGCGCACACACAGCGGCGAGAGGCCUUACAUCUGCAAGAUCUGCCAUUAUCCCUUCACCGUGAAGGCCAACUGUGAGCGGCACCUGAGAAAGAAGCACCUCAAAGCCACCCGGAAGGAGAUCGAGAAGAACAUCGAGUACGUUUCCAGCAAUGCUGCCGAGAUGGUUGAUGCCUUCUGCUCCCCGGACACAGUGUGCCGCCUCUGUGGUGAGGACCUGAAGCACUACCGGGCCCUGCGCAUCCAUAUGAGGACCCACAGCGGAGGGGCCGCGGGCUGCCACAAGGGGCGGAAACCCUUUGAGUGCAAGGAGUGUGGCACCGCCUUCUCCACCAAGCGAAACUGUGUUCACCAUAUCCUCAAACAGCACCUUCAUGUGCAGGAGCGAGAGAUCGAGAACUAUGUCCUUGCAGUGGACUGUGGUGGGGGUCCUCGGGAAGCCCAGGCCCCAGAGACCUCCAUGCUACUCGAGGAUGGUGGCUGUGGUGCCUAUGGGGAUCGAAAGCCCCUUACUGCCUUCCUGGAGCCCCAGAAUGGAUUCCUUCGAGGGGCUACUCAGCAGCCCCUGCCUCCCCACAUCUCUAUCAAGCUGGAACCUACAAGCAACUUCUCGAUGGACUUCAACGAGCCCCUUGACUUCUCACAGAAAGGAAAGGGCUUGGCCUUAGUCCAAGUGAAGCAAGAGAACUCCUCUUUCCUUGGUUCCUCUCCUUAUGACUGUUCCAUGGAACCCAUUGAUCUAUCCAUCCCCAAGAGCCUUCGGCGAGAUAAGGAUACAACAGUGCCAGGUGAAGCCAAAAAGCAAGAGCCAGGACCCAGCUGUAGUGACCAGCUCUAUGCCUGUCCACCACCUUGCCCUGCCCUGCCUGUGACUUUUGGAGCCAAUGGGAGUUUGGAGAAGCCAGCUGUGACAACAGCAGCGACCGCCACUGCCACCACCAAUCUUCCACAUCCUGCCCAGCCCCUUCAGGGCCCACUCCACCUUGCUGUCCCGAUCAUCUCCCCAGCCCUCCUGAGCAAUUCGGCCCUGCUGCGCCCUCUUCGGCCCAAACCACCCCCACUCUUGCCAAAGCCUCCUGUGACAAAGGAGCUGCCACCUCUGGCUUCCAUUGCCCAGAUAAUCUCAUCUGUGUCGUCAGCCCCUGCCUUGUUGAAGACUGAGGUGUCAGACCCCACACCCAAGACCACCAACAAUGCUGUGGUCCCUGAGAAGCUAGGUGGCACAAAGCAGAAGACUGCAGCCAUCACCACCACAGGCAGCCCCAAAGAGCCCAGUGACCCGUCUCUCCAGGCCAGCAGUCCUGGUGCUACCUCUUCCAUGGAGCAGGGGUCAGCUGGUCUGUCCAAGAAGAGGGGUCGAAAGAGGGGGACCAAGAACCGGCCCAAGACAAACAGCGGCAGUGUGGAUUUGGAGUCCAGUGGGGAGUUUGCCAGCAUUGAGAAGAUGUUGGCCACCACAGAUACCAACAAGUUUAGUCCAUUCCUCCAGUCUGCUGAAGAUGAUGUCAAAGAGGAACCCAUGCCCUCUGACCAGAAUGGGCCUAGUGAUGAUGAGCAGGAUGGUCCUGAUGACAAGCUCCUGAAGGGGAAGCGGAAUUCUUACUCUACCUGCCUGCAAAAGAUCAGCUGUCCCUACUGUCCCCGAGUGUUUCCAUGGGCCAGUUCCCUCCAGCGACACAUGCUUACACACACUGGUCAGAAGCCCUACCCUUGUCAAAAAUGCGACGCCUUCUUUUCUACCAAAUCUAACUGUGAACGGCACCAAUUGCGCAAACACGGAGUUGCCAACUGCUCCCUGAGAAGAAACGGGCUUAUCCCCCAGUCAAAAGAAAGUGAUGUUGGAUCUCAUGAUAGCACAGAUAGCCAGUCAGACCCAGAGAUACCAGUUACAGGCAAUGAAGUGCUUGACCUCACCUCAAGGGAAAAAGAUCAACAGCAAUCAGAGGGUGCUCCUGAAGACAGCCAGGAAACAAAAGGCCAUCCCACAGAAGAGGUAAAGGAGAAGAUAUCCUCACCUGAGGGAGGAGAAGAGGGAGCAGAGGAUCAACGGGAAGAAGAGGAGGGAGAAGAAGAGAAGGAGGGUAUGGAAGAAAAACAGGAGGAUACAGAAGGCCUAGAGGAAGAUUCUGUCAGCAACAAGAGUCUGGAUCUCAACUUUGCCAGCAAGCUGAUGGACUUCAAACUGGCCGAGAGCGACCCUGGAGUGCCUGGUAGCAGAAGCCCUUCUGAGCAGGAUAAGAAGCAUGCCUGUGACAUCUGUGGGAAGAGCUUCAAGUUCCCUGGAACCUUAACGCGCCACAAGAAAGCCCACACUCACGAAGAACAGAAGGAGGAGAAAGCCAGUGAGGAAGAGGCCAAGAGCGGUGGCGCUGAGGAGGCCACCAGCCCCGCUGCUGCAGAGCCAGCCCUUGACCAGGAUGAAAGCCCAGUGGACUUAAAGGUGGUAGAAUCCCCAUCUGGGGGCGAAGUCCCUGGUGGGAGGGAAAAUGAGGAGAGUGAGAGUGUCUCUGAAGGGGAGGGUGCCUCAGAGAGGAAGUCCUCAGAGAAGAGCGACGAUGACAAGAAACCAAAGACAAACGGGACAAAGAGUAUCAUAACCAAGGCUGACAAGAGGAAGAAAGUCUGCACAGUGUGUAAUAAGAGAUUCUGGUCCCUGCAAGACCUGACGAGACACAUGAGGUCCCAUACAGGGGAAAGACCUUAUAAAUGUCAGACCUGUGAGCGGACCUUCACCUUGAAGCACAGCCUGGUUCGUCAUCAGCGUAUCCAUCAGAAAGUAAAAAACACAAGGCACCAUGGGAAGGAAAGUGACAAGGAAGAUCGGGGUGAGGAUGACAGUGAGAAUGAGUCCAUCCACAGUGGCAACAAUCCACUCUCAGAAAACGAGGGAGACUCCACUCCAAAUGUUAACAGUCAUUCCGCCAUUACUCGAAGCCGGAGAGAGAGCUUGGCCAACGCAGCCAAGGAUUCAGGUCGUCAGGAGGAGAAAUCGGGUGGAAGGACGACUGGUGUUUGUCUAGCAGAGUCCAGCAAAAAUGCCCAGAAGCUGGCUGCGGGGGCCAGCACAAAGGAGCAGGAGUCUCAGGGUAGCGCAGAUCGUGAGAGCCCAUCGGGCUUCAUUCAGGAUCUGUUGGACAUGCACAGCAAGAGGCCUCCUGCGAACCACAUUCUUGCCUCUUCAGAUAGUGCACCCCAGCUUGUGGGAAUGGAAUGACUCAGGGGAAGUGGCCCAGUUACCCGUCUGUCCCCAGCACAUAGACUAAAGCCAGCAGAGCAAAAGUACCCCAAAUCUGUAGCACACUGGAUUUCCUCAGUGACUCCAGUUGUCGGGGAGUGAAAGAGAGAGAGGGAGAGAGGGAAAGGAAGAAAAGAAGUAUGGCAGACUGACUCCAGUGCCAUAGCCCUUUCAGUAUAACGAUGCAAGAGACUACAGGAUAUACUGAUUCCGAGUGCCUUACUACUUUAUUAAAUCUUUUGGUAUCAUUGACCUUUUUUUUUUUUUUUCAAAAUGAUUUUUAAAAAAAAAAUAUUUUAAUGAAUUAUUUGGAGAGGACCUUUUUCAUUUAAGCAUUAAUGUUACCUUUUUGUAUUGGUGUGCGUGAGCCUGUUCGCGUGGAACUUUGAUAGUUGCCGUGUUUUGUUCUGUGAGCCGGAAAUGGGGAAAAGAAACCAAUGCCCUUGGAUACCACAGCUAAUAACUGGAAGAAAAUGAUGUGAAUUUCAUGUACCAGAGGAAAACUUGGAUGAGAUGUUAAUUUCUCAGAGACAUUUUUGUACUUACUACAUGGUGGAGCUCUAAUCUGGUUCCAGGUAUUAAGACAAGUGGUUGAUGAAGGUAUUCAAAAUUGGUUCAAGCCAAAACCAGGAAAGAUGCUAGCUUCAACCUCGUACUUGUUUCCACUCUUUUCGGCAUUAGAAAUGGUGUUAUUGUUCAAUGUUUUAAGACUUCUUUUUUUUCCUGGACUGAGCAUACAGAGAAGAGUUACCUUAGCAACUUAACCUAUGGAAAUUAUGCACAGCUGUCAUAUGUUUGAUUUUUCUUUUUUUUUUUGCUUCAAUAUAUGUAUUAUUAUUAUUAUUGUUAUUAUUAUUAUUAUUAUUAUUAUUUUAAAAUUCAUCAGUUGCUAGUCUCUGCAGUCAGCAGAAACCAAUGGGCAAUAUUUGUCCGCGGAGAUCUAUGAUGCAGCUUUGGAUCCCUGUGUAAAUGUUUGAUUACAGCUUUCACUAGUUCACUAGCCCUCACAUUGCAGUUCUUCUACUGAACCUAAAUGAACCCUUCCUUCCUUAGUGACUGGAGAAAUAAAGUGGAGGCCAACCAGUAAUCACCACCAAUGUACAGGGGAACAUCUCAGCAGUGAGUGAGAGAGAGAGAGAAAGAGAGCAUGCUCUUUGGAGUAUGUGUAUGCAUGCAAACAAAUGCACUCCCAUGGGGAGGUGUUAGAGGUAAUGGGAUGAGAGGGACCUCCAAGUGCAUCAGGAAAGCACUGCAAAGAAUAUUUGUGGAAAGAAAGGCAGUGAUGAAAUCUGUUACUCACAAAUAAGGUAUUCAGUCUUCCAGCUCAAUGAAACGCAAGCCUUAACCCACUUUUGCUACUGUCCUGUUUGCAAAGCAAGGAAAUACUACUACUGGUAAUAAAGCUCCAAGUACAGUUUAGGCUGGUGCUUGAAGAUGAACAUGUCAUUUCUGAUUCCCUCUCAAGAAUCUGAACCCCUAGAUGCAGAGAGGAAGAAUUUCUUAGAGGUAUCACCCAUGUAGGCAGUGGAAUUCACUGCAGUCACCAACAUCGAGGGGUAGAAAAAAAUGUAUCCUACUGUAGCUGGGCUCAUGCUCAGCACCUUUUUUUGUCCUUCAGUUGUGACCUCUAGGACAUAGAGCCAAUAGUAUUGCCAGGGAUGCCCUGUGCCGUUCCUCCACUUGAACCCUCUUCCCCCUCUCCCACUGCAACGACAGCUGCAGCCCUUCCCACCUCUUCUUCCUUCAUUUCCUUUCUAAGAUUUCUUCCUCUUUUUGGCCUUAAACCACCCUCCCUCUUUCCCUGUGUUUGUAUAUAUGUAGACACAUAAGUAUACAUCUUUUUUUUUUUUUUUAAUUUUUGUCCUCUAAUUCUUCACCAAUUCCUGGAGGUGGAAACUCAACUGCCCAGACUUCACAAAGGAAGAUCGAUGUUCUUGGGAUAAUGAAAAGUGAUAUGAAAAGAAAAAAGGUUAAGAUGCAUGAUUUUUUUAAAAAAAAAUAUAUUGGGGAUGUCUGAACCAGUUUACAAACAAGUUUUUACUCCAGAGAAAAAUCAGAACCAGUGAUUACCUUUCCAACUUAAACUCUAGAAUCAAAAUCCAAUUCAUAAUCUUCCCUUCAUUUGAUUUACUUGUUGUUAUGUUAUUGUUUGGGGUUUUGCGUUGGUUUUGUUUUUUGUUUUUUUUUGGUCGGUUUGUUUAUUACUUUUGUGACUCUCCACACUAAACUGCGCAAUAUUGUGGGGGGAAAGCCAUCACUAAUCUCUGUGCUGCAGUGAGAUGUAGCAGACCACCAGCUCCCAGCAGUGCCGCCGGGACGACAGCUAGCAAUAAUCACUAUUGAUCUAAAGCUUUACUUAGUCUUUAUAUUCUAGUAGAUGAUAAAGUCUUGCCACAUUUUUUUUGACAUUUUUAUUAGUUGAAUUUGAAGAUUUGUUGCUGUUUGUUGGUCUCCCUCCCUUUGCCCCUUCCCGCUCCCAAUAUUAAACUGUGAAGUUUAUAAUGUGUUUAAACUAUGGGUGAAUCUUAGACUUAGUUUGCAUGUUCAGCUAAUUUGUCUCUCUACAUUUUGUUUGAUUCUUUUUUUUUCCUCUCAGGGCUUUUACAAAAAAAAAAUGGAUCUUCUGAAAUUUUUUUUGUGUCUGAGGUGCAAGUUUUUUUUUGUUUUGUUUUGUUUUUUGAUUAAUGGACUUAAUGCUGAGAUAAUUCAAUCACUACAUUAAACACUUGACUGUGAAGCAAAGCAGAGAAAACUCUGUGGGGCUAUUUUUUCUAAUAGCUUUGGGGAGCUACAUGACAGUCGAAUGCCAGUUUCAGAAAGAUUCAUCGUAUUCUCUGACCCUUGUUUGUCUGUAUCCUCUUUCCCUCUCUUUCUUCAAGAAGGAAGUUAAUCUUAGUGAUUUCAGCCCAUGCAUUAAACAGGAAACAAUAAUAAAUGUGUAGAAUUCAUAUUUUUUCUAAAGGGAACUUAAAACUGCUGCUACAAGUUGUGUACAAAACUGGUCUAUGCCACAUGAACAGAGAAUCACAAGUUUUGUUUUGGUACUUUUUAUUCCUCUUUUUAUUUAGUUGUACAGUACUUCCAAAUUCAGAAUGAAAGUUAAGCUGUUCUGUAUUGAACCAUCUAAGCAAUAAAAUGUUAUAUUUAAAAAUUACA